Molecule: messenger RNA, 3082 nt
Organism: Micropterus salmoides (largemouth bass)
Lineage: Eukaryota; Metazoa; Chordata; Actinopteri; Centrarchiformes; Centrarchidae
Gene: prlra
Product: prolactin receptor a
Exons: 9
Coding region: 214-2133 (639 amino acids)
Biological process (GO): cytokine-mediated signaling pathway
Cellular component (GO): external side of plasma membrane; signaling receptor complex; membrane
Molecular function (GO): cytokine binding; cytokine receptor activity
Source: RefSeq, a predicted model, not a curated record
GUGGAUGUUGUGACUUCUUAGCUGUCGGGACGGCUAAGCUGCCCGGGUCGGACGGUAAUGCAUGUGCCCUUGUCUCCUGUCAUCCCGGUAAACCAGUUACACAAGUCGGUAAAUUCGCUCUUCUUGGAGUCCGCAGCAGAGUCACCACAGCAACGGCACGGAGGGAGAGGCUGAAAACUCUCUGGUCAGCUGCCGCCGAGGCUUUGUGGUGCCAUGAUGAAAGAAGUCCUGGAAGCUGUCCUGCUGUUGUUGCUGCUAUUCUCCACGCCACUUGUAAAGGCAAUCCGCUACAGCCCGCCAGGGAAGCCUGCAUUGACCAGAUGCCGUUCUCCCGAGAAAGAGACCUUUACCUGCUGGUGGGAACCUGGCUCUGAUGGGGGACUGCCCACCACCUACGCUCUGUACUAUCGCAAAGAAAACUCUGAGACAGUGCGUGAGUGUCCCGACUACUACACAGCUGGAGAAAACUCCUGCUUCUUUAACAAGAACGACACGUCCAUCUGGGUCAACUACAACAUCACUGUGGUGGCCACUAAUGCACUGGGCAGCACCUUCUCUGACCCUGUGGAUAUAGAUGUGGUCUACAUUGUCAUGCCUAAUCCUCCAGAAAACGUAACAGUGACUGUAAUGGAGGACAAGGGCUGGCCCUUCCUCCGGGUGUCAUGGGAACCACCACAUAAGGCAGACACCCGCUCUGGUUGGAUCACUCUCAUCUAUGAGCUCCGCGUCAAGUUAGAGGUGGAAAAUGACUGGGAGAUGCACCUUGCAGGCCAGCAGAAGAUAUUUAACAUUUUCAGCCUGCGGUCAGGGGGUAGAUACCUGGUUCAGGUGCGCUGUAAGCCUGAUCAUGGCUUUUGGAGUGAAUGGAGUUCCACUUCCUACAUCAAAGUUCCUGACUAUUUCCAUCGGGAGAGGUCAAUGUGGAUCCUCAUUACCGUUUUUUCUGCCUUUAUCUUCCUCAUCCUCACAUGGUUGCUACACAUGAACAGCCACAGUCUGAAGCAUUGUAUUCUGCCACCAGUCCCUGGUCCUAAAAUUAAAGGAUUUGACAAGCAGCUACUUAAGAAUGGCAAGUCAAAAGAGGCCCUCAGUGCACUGUUGGUGUCCAAUUUCCCCCCAACCACAUCAUCUAACUAUGAGGACUUGCUGGUGGAAUACUUAGAGGUUUAUGUCCCUGAGGAGCAGGAGCUGAUCCUGGAGGAAAGCAAGGAUCUAAAUGAUGGUUGCCUCAAAUCUGAGAGCUCCACAUCUGACUGCGAUUCCGGCCGGGGCAGCUGCGACAGCCACGUUCUGCUGAUGGAUAAGUGUGGCGAGGCAAAAGAAGAAGAGAGGCAAACAGAUCAGGAAAGCAGUCAAAUGGGGACGGAGGCACAGAGGCACCAGAAGGACUGGGAGGAGGAAAUGUUGACCUAUGCUCAUGAAGGCAUGGUUAGCCCUGACAUGUCCAGUGGUAGGGUGAAAACCUGGCCUUCUGUGUUUUCUCCACUGCCCCAGUACAGCUCAAGCCCACAGGAACAAAGGAGCUCACUUGAGAUGGCCAAACAGCACUGUCUUUCUGACAGCCUGCUACCCCCAGGCUGCAUGUCCUCCUACCUUGCCCAGCCUGGCUACAGCACCAAGGAGGCUCUCGGAUCGAGCUACUGUUUGAGCAACAACCAGCCUCACCUGCUCCAUCCCCAGACGCAGGCCCACGGCGAUGUCAACAUCGUCGGCAUUGGCCACAAACUGGCACCUGCUGGUCUGCAGUCGCCCGUUCUCCGACCCACUGGGUACGUUGAAGUCCAGAGGAUCAACGAGGAGGAUAUGGUGGUUCUACAGCCUGUUGUGUCUGGCCGUGGCCGCAUCGAAAGCUGCCCCCAAAUGUCCCAGGGGGAGGACUACAGCAAGGUGAAGGGAGUGGACAGUGACAACGUGCUGCUACUACAGAGAGAGGUUAUGGAAGAAGACAGGUGCCCUUGUGAGGACCUGGAGACGAAUGGAGUGACAGAGAACUGCUACACAUCGUUCACUGUUACCACUACACAGAAGCCUGCGGCCUGCUGUCACACCGCUAUGCCAGUCCAGGACGAAAUGGUCCUGGCAAUGAAUGGUUACGUUGACACUGCCACCAUGUUCACACUGCCCACUUACUAGGUGCCCAUAAGCCCAACUGGCAGGUCUGGGACAUUGCAAGACCUGUUUCAGCCAUGGGACUGAGACAAAAAACAUUAAACACUGGAUGAAUCCUUGAAAAAUGGUUGCAAAGACAAUAUUUUGCUGUAACUGGAUACCGUUAUUUAUUUUUCACCUUCUUCUCAGCGUAAGAGACGUCACUGGUUCCACUGCAGUGAGGAUCUCUGAUUUUGAGAAUCCAAAAGAAUUUGAUUGAAUGAUCUGAAUAAUAAGCUUUAUAAGGAAUACGAUUGAUUGUAUAAACUAUGUAGUUUCUAUAUGCUGUCUUUCUGAUUAAUAACUGUAUAUGUCUGUCAUCUUUUUAUCCGUCACAAGCAUGUCAUAAACUUUUUAAAUAUAUUUUAUGAGAUUAAAUUGUCUAUAUUGUAUACUGGUGUAAUGUGAGUAUCUGUUAAAAUUAUUUGUGUAAAAUCAAAAUAGCAGAAAGCUCAAACACAAGUUUUUGUAUACGUCUUUUCUCUGCUCCCUGUAGAACACUACAUCUUAAAGCUGCUUGCUGGGUGUGUAUGUGUGCAUGUACAUACAAAGGAGAAAAGUGAAAAGGUGGGAAUGUAUUACUCUGUUCAUCAUUAACAGACUAUUUUAUUUAUAUACAUUUUUUACUGCUUUGAUCAGUUAAGUGGUAAAUUAAAAAAUAUAUUUCUAAAAAGAUGUUUAGUUUUUUGGGAAAAUAGUAUUGUGAUACUUGCUUGCCCAUGUAAACCACUAACCUUAAGUGACUCCGUCUCUGAUAUUUAAGUGAUAAACAGCAGUUUUUUUCUUUUGCAUAGAUACUUUAUAAACAGUCAGCAACCCAUAUACUAAAUGCAAUUUGAAACCAAAUUCUUAUCCUAGUAGUCAAUCAAGUCUUUUUAGAAAAGCUUGCCAUAAAAAUCAUGCUUUUAAUAAAUUUACAUUUGUCUAUAUAGUA